AUGUUGGUUCGCCUAAUUCGGUACUAUGCUGGUUGGGCAGAUAAGAUUCAUGGUCUCACAAUUCCAGCUGACGGGGCCUAUCAUGUGCAGACAUUGCAUGAACCGAUUGGUGUUGCUGGUCAGAUCAUUCCAUGGAACUUCCCUCUUCUCAUGUUUGCUUGGAAGGUCGGUCCGGCGUUGGCGUGUGGCAACACUGUUGUUAUGAAAACAGCCGAGCAGACACCACUGUCUGCGUUGUAUACAGCAAGACUAUUUCUUGAGGCUGGACUUCCUCCUGGAGUGUUGAAUAUAGUGCCCGGCUUCGGUCCAACGGCAGGUGUUGUUCUUGCUAGUCACAUGGAUGUUGACAAGGUUGCAUUCACUGGUUCAACUGCAACCGGCAAAGUUAUUCUUCAACUUGCAGCUCAAAGCAAUCUUAAACAACACACUUUGCCCUAUUCUUCAAAUCAAGGACAAUGUUGCUGUGCUGGGUCUCGUACAUUUGUACAUGAACGUGUGUAUGACGAGUUUGUCGAGAAAGCUAAGAUCCGCGCUUUGAACCGUUCUGUUGGAGAUCCAUUCAAGUCAGGAAUAGAACAAGGCCCUCAGAUUGAUUCAAAGCUAUUUGAGAAAAUAUUGAGAUAUAUCAGAUCUGGUGUCGACACUGGGGCUACUCUUGAAACUGACGGAGAAAGGCAUGGCAGCAAGGGCUACUAUAUUCAGCCUACUGUUUUCUCAGACGUUCAGGAUGACAUGCCGAUCGCAAAAGAAGAGAUAUUUGGUCCAGUACAAACCAUAUUAAAAUUAAAGAACAAUGAAGAUGUAAUUCAAAGAGCAAACAAUUCGAAGUAUGGUCUUGCAGCAAGGAUCUUCACGCAAAACAUAGACACUGCUAAUACUUUGACAAGAGCAUUGAAAGUUGGGACAGUUUGGGUGAAUUGUUAUGAUGUAUUUGAUGCUACAAUUCCUUUUGGUGGGAUUAAGAAUAAAUAG
Vicia faba (fava bean) is the source of this 972-nucleotide messenger RNA. The record is from the annotation of a GenBank genome assembly. NCBI's taxonomy places the organism in Eukaryota, Viridiplantae, Streptophyta, Magnoliopsida, Fabales, Fabaceae.